UCUUCAAACAAAUAGAAUGGAAUUCGGUUAUACUUAUCGAUUAGAGCUUCCGGUCUAGGCGUAGAGUGACUGUCCUCGGAAACAGAGGAUAGGAUAAGAUGCGACCAUGUCACGGGGAUUGCUGGUGCUUUCCUUGUCAGGUGCUCCGGGGGCAAUGCAGCCUUACUGCCGUAGGCGAGGGGUUAGUGGGUUUUUCAUGCUUAGUUGCUUGCUCCUUGCCAUCCUUCGUGCCACUUCAAACUCAUGUCUGAUACCAACCGACACCAUGCUCGGCCCCUUUUCUUUAGUGUCAUGCCGGCAUUAUAAUGCCAUGUAUAAAGGAAGGAUGGAAAGCUUAUCCUGUGACUACUGCCGGCCCGGCGAGUGCAUAACCACAGGAUGAUUUAUUAAUCCAUGCAAAAAUACUCUGAGGUAAGAGUAGGUAGUCAAGGAUGCGAUGGCUCGCGAAUAAACGAGUCUUUCGAUCUCAGUCUUUCGAUCUCAGUCCUCGGGGGCUGGAGAGUGCAUUCAUGACGGACUUCUUGG
Messenger RNA from Aspergillus uvarum CBS 121591, 525 nucleotides. RefSeq lists its product as uncharacterized. The transcript has a single exon. The record is from RefSeq and is a predicted model, not a curated record. Lineage: Eukaryota; Fungi; Ascomycota; Eurotiomycetes; Eurotiales; Aspergillaceae. Bases 107 to 382 code for a protein of 91 amino acids.